Neurospora tetrasperma FGSC 2508 is the source of this 468-nucleotide messenger RNA. RefSeq lists its product as uncharacterized. The transcript is spliced from 3 exons. Lineage: Eukaryota; Fungi; Ascomycota; Sordariomycetes; Sordariales; Sordariaceae. Bases 1 to 468 code for a protein of 155 amino acids. The record is from RefSeq and is a predicted model, not a curated record.
AUGACAGUCCUGAGGCCCCACGACCACCGACUCUUCCUUGCUCCCUUCCCGCGCCAUCGAUGCGCCGCCAUGGAUAACCCAGCCGCAAUCAAGAUCAGCAAACUCAUCAAGAACAGCGCCUGGCAUCCCUUUGCCUCCGACGGAUCGACUAACAAAAAAGACCAUGCCGGACAGGAUGAGGUUGGUCAAAAUGGUGACAACGCGCAACCCGUCGGCAAGCAGGCGCCGACGAUGAAAGUACUUGCAAUGUACGAGCAGGGCGUUGGCGUGGGUGACGGAGCAGAGGACGAGCCACUGGCCGAUGAGAUUGAGGUGGUAGGUCGAGAAGGAGCACCAGGUCUUGAGGGCCGCGAUGGAGAUCAGGAUGGUAUCGGCGAUGUUCCACCAGUGCUUGGUCGAGUGCUUCUCAUGGUCGCCUUUAUGACUUUGGCCGAAGAUCUCAUGGCAUUCGACGGAGUGGAUGAAUAA